AUGCCACUGAAUCAACCAGUCACUCCAACAAGAAGACCUUUUUUCAAGACAUACUACGUCUGUGUCAGAGGAUCUGGAUCACAGACUAUUUCUGUACGUGAACCCCAGCACCUAGAGAAAUGGAAUAUUUAUCAAGAGAAUGACAUGCUACCCAAGCACUCAAAAAGGCCAGAGCCCAAAAAGCCUGAAAUCAGUCCCAUGCAAGCCAAAGGUUUCUAUGAUCUUGAUUCUUUAAAAUAGGCUGCCUGGAUCAGAGCCCAGAACCAGCCGGUUCCAUGUGAUGUUUGUGGGCGUACUUUCCUUCCAGGCAGACUGAUCGUGCACCCAAAGUCCUGUAAACUGAAACCCUGAAGCAUGAAGCGAGUGUAGCAUGCUUGCAGGCACACACGCUCACACACACCCGUACAUGUGUGUGUGUGCAUGAAUGCACACGUGCACCUUUCGUACAAGCAACAAGUGAAAUAAAAUCCAUCUGGAAAGCCACGGACAUGAAGGCUGCAGUGUGUUGUGAAAUCACAUGGUCCAAAAGUCUCCAGAGUAAAACCAACAGCCAUUUCUGCAGGGUAAGUUCAGAUAUGGUGAUAUUUGGCCCAGCGGUAG
This is a messenger RNA of Gallus gallus (chicken), 600 nucleotides long. It is a transcript of the gene ZNF475, whose product is annotated as zinc finger protein 474-like. The transcript is spliced from 3 exons. The record is from RefSeq and is a predicted model, not a curated record. Lineage: Eukaryota; Metazoa; Chordata; Aves; Galliformes; Phasianidae.